Messenger RNA from Lodderomyces margitis, 624 nucleotides. RefSeq lists its product as uncharacterized. The record is from RefSeq and is a predicted model, not a curated record. The coding region runs from base 1 to 624 and encodes 207 amino acids. NCBI's taxonomy places the organism in Eukaryota, Fungi, Ascomycota, Pichiomycetes, Serinales, Debaryomycetaceae. The transcript has a single exon.
AUGUUGUCAGUACUUCAAUUUAUUGUUAUAACGCUUUUGACCUCAAUUGCGUCAUCAAAGAAAAUCAACCUAUUCAUAAGACCAGUUGAUCAAACGACAGCCGAUCCAAUUGGAUUCAUCGAGAAUGACGCAGUGUACCUAAUGGAUGUCAGUCUACAACCAGAUCAAGCAUAUUGCAUUGGCACCAAGGAUAUACACAACAAUGAUUGCUUUAGCUAUCAAAGCAAUCUAUCAAACUUGACUCACGCCGUAUUCAGUUUAUUUCUCGACGAAGAUGGUGAUAUUCUGAGAUUGUCUUUGUCUUUUGACGAUAGGUUGGACAAACCACAAGUAAAGAAGCGUAAGCAGGUUAUUGCCGCACAGCCAAACUUAAACCCCGAUUCAAUGAAGAAACAAAGAGAUGAGCAACAGAAGAAAGCUGGUAACGAGCCGGUUGUUGAAAAAGUGAAACAAAAAAAACUAAUUAAAGAGAUUGAUGCCAAUGGAGUUGAGGUAACAAGAGAAAUUGAAGAAGAAGUAGAAGUCGCUGUCGAUGAUAGAUCAUGGAUUCAAAAGAAUUGGAUGUAUAUUGUACCUCCAUUGAUUAUUUUCAUGUUAGCAGGUGGUGGUAAUGAACAAAGGUAG